AUGGCCCAUCGCGACAGGGUUUUCAUCGCCGUCCUUGGCCUUACGGGGUCGGGUAAGAGCACAUUCAUCAACCGAUGCGUUGGCUCAGACGUUGCCAGAGCCGGCAGCGACCUCAGUUCGAUCACUCAGAAGCCGGAGGUUUACACCCUGCGCCAUCGAGGGGUGUCAAUCGAGUUGAUUGAUACUCCAGGAUUCGACGACACAAAUAUCAGCGACGUCGAUCGCCUCCAGGAGCUCGCGCUCUAUCUCACGUCCAUGUACAAGCAGAAGACAAACCUCACAGCCAUCAUUUACCUGCACGACAUUCGCAGUGAGCGGGUGGGCGGUGUCGCGCUGAAAAACAUUCACAUCUUACAGGACCUCACCGGUAUCGACAACUUCAACGCCAUCACCGUGGCGACCAACUUUUGGACCGAUCCACCAGCAGAGCGAUCUCUCGAGCACGAGCGAAUCCUCAAGUCUGAACCCAAGUUUUUCGGUGCCAUGAUCCAGGCCAACGCCGAAUAUUGGCGGCUGCAAAUGACCGAGAGCGAUGGACGGUCCGACUGUCUUGCCUUGAUUGAUCAAGUCACCAGGCACAAGCUGCCCGUCUCUGCCCUGAGCAUUCAAUAUGAGCUCGUGGACCUCGGGUUGCCGUUUAUCGAAACACAAGCCGGCAGGCGAGUGUACCAAGAGCUCCUUGAGUCGAACAAAGAAAGCUUGGAAAAGAUCAAGGAGUUAGAGACCAGGUUGAACGAGACCUUGCACCAACUUGAGGCACGGAGGGGGAGUCUCGUCGGAGACGUAUUCCGAUGGUUAGGCAACGUCGCGGACACCGUCUGUGUCAUUAUGUAG
Exophiala spinifera is the source of this 834-nucleotide messenger RNA. RefSeq lists its product as uncharacterized. The coding region runs from base 1 to 834 and encodes 277 amino acids. NCBI's taxonomy places the organism in Eukaryota, Fungi, Ascomycota, Eurotiomycetes, Chaetothyriales, Herpotrichiellaceae. The record is from RefSeq and is a predicted model, not a curated record. The transcript has a single exon. Gene Ontology annotation, molecular function: GTP binding.